Messenger RNA from Condylostylus longicornis, 6009 nucleotides. RefSeq names its product serine/threonine-protein kinase D3 (gene PKD). Lineage: Eukaryota; Metazoa; Arthropoda; Insecta; Diptera; Dolichopodidae. The transcript has 11 exons. Gene Ontology annotation, molecular function: ATP binding; protein serine/threonine kinase activity. The record is from RefSeq and is a predicted model, not a curated record. The coding region runs from base 1235 to 3799 and encodes 854 amino acids. Gene Ontology annotation, biological process: protein phosphorylation.
AGUAUUAUUAUUGCUUUGUUGGUGCUCAGAUUCUCGAGAUUACGCGGAUGAAACUGUUGGAAUUUUUUUAUUUCUAAACAAAAAAAAAAUAAUUUUAUGUAGAAAAAAAGAGUAAAUUAUUAAAUAUCGUAAUUUUUGUGUUUUGUGCAUCUAGUAUACUUAAAAUUUACAGAUUAAAACAAAAAAAAAGAUUAAUUAAUUUUUGUACAUAAUAGAAAAUUUAUUUAAAAUUAAAAUUUGAUUUUUUAAUUAAAAAUAUUAAAUUUUAAUUAUUUAAAUCUCAGUUUUCUUUUUUUUCUUCUGAAUUAAGAAAUGUUUAAAGUGCCAAUUUUAUGAAAAAAAAAAAUAAAACAAAAGAAAAAUUAAGAAAAGCCUGUCGUCCCCACCACUCAACAAAAUAAAAAGAGAAAGAGUAAGCAUAAAAAAGUCAAAAAAUAAAUAAAAACAAAAAGGAAAAAAGAGAAUUUUAAUUCAGAAUUUCAAGUGCAAAUAUGAUGAUAUUGUGAAUGGUAUUGAUUAUGAUUAUAUAGUAUAUGAUGUUGAUGUUAAUGAAAAGGUGAUACAAAAGAAUAAAUUAAAUAGAGAACAAGAAAAAAAAUAAGUAUUAAUAAUAAAAUAAAACCUAAUAUUAAUUUACGAAUGUAAUUUACAUGCAUAUAGGUACCUAUUAUAACAGCAAAAAUAAGAAAUAACAGGAAAAUGUUAUAAAAAUACGAAGAAGAAAAAAGAGAGUAAUACAACAACUACAAUUUUAAUAAAAGGAAAAAAAGAAAAAAUAAAUAAGAAUUUGUAAAUAGAAACGCUUAAAAACUAUAUAAGGCGGCUUUUCUAAAAAUAUAAAGAGAAAAGGAAAAAAUUAAAAUACGGAGAAAAAAUCUAACAGAUUAAUGAAUCGCGCAAAAAUUCACUUGUCGAAGUCAUUUUUUAUACAUUUAGAAUUCGGAAAUUUGGAAAAUCAUAAGAGAGGAAUUUCCCUUCAAUCAUUUAUAUAGUUGGAAAGUGCACAAAAUAAAGAAAAAAAAAUUCAAUCAAUUUUGUUUGAAAUUAAAAAAACAAAAGAAAAAAAAAGAAGACAAAAUUAUUUUAUCCUUUUUUUUUGACUUGAUUUUAAUUUUUUCUUUUUAUUUUAUCGGCUUGGUGCUCUCUUGUUUUAUAUUUUGUUUUUCUAUUACCAUAAGGACAACAUUAAUUAUUUGCGCUGGCGAAAUUAUUUAAUAAUUCAGUCCCUGUUAUUAUGGAGGGACCUGAAGUGACAUUCCUUUUCCAAUUUGGAAAUUUAAGAGAUGCGGUGACAGUGCCGUUAACAACAUUAAAUUUAAAAUCUCUAAAGGAUAUGGCUUGUGAAUUUAUAAAUACGAAGAUACCCGACAAUGGAUUAAGCCGUUUAUCAGAACGUUUACUUUUGUUUCGCCAUGAUUACAAUAGUGCAAACGUAUUACAAUUGGUGAAUUCAGCAGCUGAAGUCAUUGAUGAAACAUUAAUUGAGAUCGUGUUGACUGCGACUCCUUUAACAUAUCCAAAUUCAGAAAUUGUUACAUUCCGACCACAUUCGCUCAAUGUACACUCAUACAAGGCACCAACUUUCUGUGAUUUUUGUGGUGAAAUGCUUUUUGGUUUAGUUAGACAAGGAUUAAAAUGUGACGGUUGCGGCCAAAAUUAUCACAAACGAUGUGUUGUUAAAAUACCUAAUAAUUGUAACCAAAGAAAUGAAUCGAGACGUUCAUCUACACUUCAACCACCGCGAAGUCCAUCAGGUGGAUCAGCAACAUCAUUAAUAUCAGUUGAUGAUCAACAACAGCAAAAUAAUGGUUCAUCAUUGCAAGUUCCAAAUAAUCGAAAUUCUCGUUCAUCAUCAAUUGGUAGUCAUCGAAGUGGAAGUAGCAUAACUAAUAAUUAUGGACCAUCACCUGGCCGAUAUCGUAUACCACAUACAUUCAUGGUUCAUACUUACGGAAUUCCAACUGUAUGCCAAUAUUGUAAAAAAUUAUUACGAGGUCUAUUCAAACAAGGUGUUCAAUGUAAAGAUUGUCAAUAUAAUGCACAUAAAAAAUGUAUUGAUAAAGUACCACAAGAUUGUUCUGGUGAAAGUCAAAUUAAUUUGAUGGACAUGAUUAACGAUAGCAAUACGAAUCAAAGUGAACGUGAUGCAUUCUUUAAAGAUGAAUUCGAUGAUAGUGAUUUUGAUGACAAUCCUGGCUCCUUAGGUUUUACAAAUUAUCAAAAAAACCAACAACAGAAAUCAAGAUAUCGUCAUAAUCAACAUAUGAACGGUGGAGGUAGUCAUGGUCAAACGAAUUUAUUCGGUGUUGGAAAUAUACCCGAUUCUUUAUUAAAUGACAAAUCAUCGCCAAUCGGAGGUAACACGCCAACUUCAGCUGUUAUAGGUGAUACAAACUCAGAACAAUCAAGCUCAUCAUCAUCACCAAGUGCUAAUAUACCAUUAAUGAGAAUCGUACAAUCAGUGAAACAUACAAAAAAACGGGGUGGUCAAGCAUUAAAAGAAGGGUGGUUAGUACAUUACACUAAUUUGGACAAAACAGUGAAACGUUAUUUCUGGCGUUUAGAUUCAAAAGCUAUCACACUUUUUAUGUCAGAGCAAGGCAGCAAAUAUCAUAAGGAGAUUCCAUUAAGUGACAUAAUAUCCAUUAGCGCAAAUAAAGAUUUGACAUCGGAAAAAAAUUAUUGUUUUGAAAUUCGUACAGCUAAUGUUGAUUAUUUUGUGGGUCAGGAUCCGUUGGUGGGUUGUAAUAAAGAUGAACCUGUGCGACUUCCUCCUCCAGACAGUGGAAUUGGAACAGAUAUAGCGAAAAGUUGGGAAACAACAAUUAGACAAGCUUAUAUGCAUGUAACAAAUACUCAAUGUUGUGAAUCAGAAGAAAAUGUUCAAGAUAUGGGUCAACUCUACCAAAUUUUCCCUGACGAAGUUCUCGGUUCUGGACAAUUCGGAGUUGUAUAUGGUGGAAUACAUAAAAAAUCAAAUAGAGAAGUUGCAAUUAAAGUCAUAGAUAAAUUACGAUUUCCAACAAAACAAGAAGCACAACUUAAGAAUGAGGUGGCUAUAUUGCAGAAUAUUUCUCAUUGUGGGGUUGUAAACUUGGAACGUAUGUUCGAAACACCUGAACGGAUAUUUGUUGUAAUGGAAAAAUUAAAAGGUGAUAUGUUGGAAAUGAUUUUGUCUAGUGAACGAGGUAGACUGAGUGAACGUGUAACAAAAUUUUUGAUUACACAAAUUUUAAUAGCACUAAAACAUUUGCAUAGCAAAAAUAUUGUUCAUUGUGACUUAAAACCUGAAAAUGUUUUACUAUCAUCGGAUUCUGAGUUUCCUCAAGUAAAAUUAUGUGAUUUUGGAUAUGCUAGAAUUAUUGGUGAAAAAUCAUUCCGAAGGUCUGUUGUUGGGACUCCUGCAUAUUUAGCUCCCGAAGUUUUACGAAAUAAAGGUUACAAUCGCUCUCUGGAUAUGUGGAGUGUUGGAGUCAUUAUUUAUGUUAGUCUAAGUGGUACUUUCCCAUUUAACGAAGAAGAAGAUAUUAAUGAUCAAAUUCAGAAUGCUGCAUUUAUGUAUCCGCCAAAUCCUUGGAAGGAAAUUUCAUCUAAUGCAAUUGAUUUAAUUAACAAUUUAUUACAAGUAAAACAACGAAAACGUUAUACUGUAGAUAAAAGUUUACAACAUUAUUGGUUACAAGACAAACAAACAUAUUUUGAUUUAAGAGCACUAGAAUCACAAGUUGGAAUACGUUAUUUAACACAUGAAGCAGAUGAUAUUCGAUGGGCAAAUACAUCUUGUCAAGAUGGACUUUGACCAAUACCAAAUGUUGAUAAAAUAAAAAAAGAUGAAUGCACAUGCCGUCGUAACAGUAGUAGCGAAAAAAAUGUUUCAGAAAUAAAAGAAACCACAAUAACAACAGCAACAACUACAGUAAAAACUGGUAAUAAUCCAACUGGAAGAGAAUGUCGAAGUAGUAGUUUACCAGAAGCAACGCCAAAAUAUGAAGCGAUUAGUGGUAAAGCAUUUAAAUGGGUUCGCGGUAGAUUAUGUCGAAAUAAUUAAAUUAUUAAAAUUAUUAAUUUAAGAUCUUAAAACAAACAAAAAAACAACCAACUCUAAGCACUUUUAUUUUUAAAUUAUAAAAGAACAUUUUUUAGUUUUGUAAUUUCUUAAUUCUUGUUUUGUAUAAUUUAAAAAUAUUAAAAGUAAACUUAGUACACAAAAAACAGAAACAAAAUAAAUUAAUAUUGUUGAAAUUUAACAAAAAAGGAAAAUUAGUUUAAAUAUAAGGAAAUUUAGAGAAAAAUUAUUUUAAAUAAAAAUUAAAAAAAAAACUUUAAAGGAAGGCCUAAUUAAAUUUUACUGAAAUUUAAUAUAUGUAUGUAUAUAUAUAAAAAACAUAUUUAAAAUACAAAAAGAAACUACUCUUUACACAAAAAUUAUAUAAUUUAAGUAAUUAAAAUAUUAGAUUAAAUAAAGUAUUGUAUUAAAAUGACAUUUUAUAUUAAAUAUAUAAGGAAAAGGAUAAAGACACUGUUUUAAGCCUCAUGUUUUGUAGGUAGAUUCCAUAAAUUCAUUUAUAUUUUUAAUUAAGAGAAACAAAAAUUGUAAUUCAAUUGAUUUAAAACUGAAAAAGGCAUAGCUACUAAAAAGUCAUGAUGUAAACGGUUUUCAUCAAUGGAAAUGCAUCCAUUACUUUAUUUUUUCUAUUUGUGUUUUAUGUAAAAAUACGCUGCUUGUUCUAAAUUUUUAAAAGGAUUUUAUUCAAACAUUAUAAACUAUAGAUUAUUAAAAAAUUUGUAACUAUACACACAAUACUAUAGACUCUAUAGGAUUUUAGAGGUGAUGUAAACCUCAAGAAAAAAUCAAAGUUUACCAAUUAUAAAAUGCAGGUUGUAUUAUGAUAAUCGAUAUUGUUUAUUAAACUUUUGAACAAUUUUUAAUUUUGCUCCUAAUGUUUAAUUCUUAUUUAAUUGAAUUAAAAAUGUUUUAAGUUGUUUUUAGGUCAAUAUCAUAGAUAUAGCAACUUGACAAAUCAGAUAAUAUGUUGGGAACAAAAAUCGGCUAUUCAUAAUUCAAUUUUUAAGUUCUUAGUCUUUUUAAUAAUUGAAAAAUAAACUUUAUUUUUAAUUUAUUCAUGUAAGGUUUUCUAUUAAAAACUUCUCAUAUAAAUAAAUAAUUUAAAAGCGAAAUUAUUUAAAAAAAUUUUUUUUUUUUUCAAAUCAAUUCCAGUCUUUCAAUAUCACUUUUUAGUCAAGAGAAUCGACCAGGCUAUAAUAAUUUUUUUAUAAAUAAAACAAUUUUUAAAUUACUUUUUUAUUUUUUUUACAACCAUUCUAGUAAUCUACAAAUGUUCUCAUUUUCAACAUUUAAACAGGUUUCACUAUCAAAAGCAUUCAAGUAGUUAAAAAUUGUACCUAAUUAUAUUUAUUAUACUUGUCUAAAAGAUUUAAGUAAUAAGAGCAGGAUCCUUCAUAUUUAAGUUUUAAUUUUCUAAAAUUAGACGCAAAUGAAAGAAACGGUCAGAAAAUGUAAAGUCUAAUGAAAAACUGAAACUGAAAUGCAGAAAUUCAGAAACAUUAAAAAAAAACAACUUUCCUUUCGGAAGAAACACUAUUUUGCAAAAAAAUUUUUGGUUAUUAGGAUUUAUCUUUAAAUGUUGCAUUAGGUGCCAAUCAAAGUAUAAAUGACUCUAAAUUAUAAAUCUUAGUAAUUUUUAGGGUGAAUUUAAUUUAAGUUUUUCACUCGUCUCAUUUUACAUACAAUUAGGGAAGUUAUAUGACGGCAUUAAAUUUUAAAUUUUGAAUUGUUGACGGAAAUGCGCGAUACAAAUUGGAUAUACUUGCUAUAAUGAAAAUUUAUAAUUGAGUUUAAUAUUUUAAUGACGUAAGAGAUUAAUCAAAUUUCGACUUGUUAGAUUUCAGCAAUAGAACUUUUACUAUAUGAAAUUAUUUUAUGUUUUUAGCUAUUUUAAAGAAAGAAAAUAUUUCAGAGGCUUGAUUUGGUUUUUAGGAAACCAAAAA